GGGCGUAAACCGCUCAUGGUCUUUGUUGGUGCGAAGAUGCAAUAUAUGCUGUUCAGCCGCUGUCUUUGCACUUGAGCUUAGUCCUUUCUCUUCCUCCUCCCUCUUUCCUCCUAUCCCUCUCUCUCUGUAGGUGCCGCAGUUGAAGCCGAAGUAAUCACUCGUUCUGCUUUGUGCUGUUGUCAUGCGUUUGAUCCCUGCUGGGCAUUAUACUCCAAUCGUUCACCAAUCGACUCUCUUUACAUCGUAUAUUCUCUUGCUGUUCCUUCUUUUGGGUACUAUAUCCUAAUACCUUAAUCUUCUCCUCAAAUAAACAACCAUGCGCUCCUUCGCAACAACACUCUCUUUGCUGGCCGUCGGGGCUCUCCAGGGCGUAUCCGCCUUGGACGCCGCCGGAUGGAGAAACCAGAGCAUCUACCAGAUCAUCACCGACCGCUUCGCCACCUCUGACGGCUCGACCCCGGUAUGCGAUAUCACUCCGGGCCUGUACUGCGGCGGCACCUGGAAGGGUAUCACCAGCAAGUUGGACUACAUCCAGAACAUGGGUGCCACCGCCAUCUGGAUCUCCCCCGUCGUGAAGAACGUCGAGGGCAACGUUGGCGGCAACGGAGAGGGCUACCACGGCUUCUGGACCGAGGACCUCUACUCCAUUAACCCGCACUUUGGCACAGAGGCCGACCUCUUGGAGCUCUCCGCCGCCCUUCAUGCCCGCGGCAUGUACCUCAUGGUCGACGUCGCUCCCAACCACUCUGGUCUGAACGACUCCCCCGGCAACUACACAAAGUACACGCCCUUCAACAAGCCCGAGUACUACCACAAUGAGUGCGCCAUCAACUGGAACAACCUCCAGUCCGAGCAGCUCUGCUGGCUCGAGGGUCUGCCCGACCUCCGUACCGAGGACGACUUUGUCCGCAAGAUCUACGCCGAGUGGAUCAAGGACCUCGUCACAAAGUACUCCAUCGACGGCCUCCGCGUCGACACCGCCCUCGAGAUCGAGCCCGAGUUCUUCACCGAGGGCGGCUUCCGCGAGGCCGCCGGCGUCUUCCUCCUCGCCGAGGUCAGCCACUCCUCCCUGACCCUGCUCGCCCCUUACCAAAACUACCUCGACGGCAUCAUGGACUACAGCAGCUACCACCUCUUCGCCACCGUCUUCUCCACCCUCGAGGGCGACAUGGACGGCGUCUACGAGAGCGCCAACAUCAUGGCCGGCAUGUCCUCCAUCGACCCCUCCGUCUGGGGCUCCUUCGUCGAGAACCAGGACCAGCCCCGCUUCCCCUACCUCAACGGCGACAUCGCCCUCGCCAAGAACAUGUACGCCCUCACCAUGCUUCGCGACGGUAUCCCCAUCGUCUACUACGGCCAGGAGCAGCACUUCAACGGCGGUCCCAACCCCAACAAUCGCGAGGUCUUCUGGACGGGCGGCUACGACGACAAGGCGGAGCUCUACGGCUGGAUCCAGCAGACCAACAAGAUCCGCGUCCACGCCGCGACCGCCAACGCCGACUUCCUCACAAAGGAGCGCAUCCGCGCCGUCUUCUCCUACAGCAGCACCGACAGCAGCCGCGUCAUCGGCUUCCGCAAGGGCCAGCUCUUCUCCAUGUACACCAACGGCGGCUCCGCCGCCAACAACGGCGUCAUGUUCUCAAUUGCGCGCAACGUCCACGGCUUCGCCAUCGGUGCCGAGGUCGUCGACGUCUUGAACUGCGAGUCCUUUACUGUCGCCUCCAAGGGCCGUCUGUGGGCGCAGAUGCCCGCCGGUGGCCUGCCGCGCGUGUUCCUGCCCAAGGAGCAGACCGAGGGGCUUUGUAACGAUGUCAAGGCGCCUGUUGCGGAUGCCACUGUCAAGGUUGGUGUUGACAAGAACACUGGCUACAGCAGACGGGCGGUGAUGCUGAACUAAAUGUAUUGUGUGCUGGGAGUGCGUGCGAAUGUGUAGUAGACUUGAAGCGGUAUGGAACAGGCCUGAUCAUCAGGCUGUUAUGUGAACCUGAUGAUCGUGCUUCAUGUAGAUGACCCCUGAAUGUAGAGCGUUGUCUGCGUAAUAAUUAAUAGUAAUACGAAGCCAUCUGGUUUGAUCGUGCUGCCUUGCCCGUAGUGACAAUAAGCAUCGUGCUACUCAGUCUCUGGGUAGCUC
This is a messenger RNA of Colletotrichum phormii, 2131 nucleotides long. RefSeq names its product alpha amylase. The record is from RefSeq and is a predicted model, not a curated record. Gene Ontology annotation, molecular function: calcium ion binding; alpha-amylase activity. The transcript has a single exon. Gene Ontology annotation, biological process: carbohydrate catabolic process. Bases 317 to 1897 code for a protein of 526 amino acids. Lineage: Eukaryota; Fungi; Ascomycota; Sordariomycetes; Glomerellales; Glomerellaceae.